Molecule: messenger RNA, 363 nt
Organism: Symbiodinium natans
Lineage: Eukaryota; Dinophyceae; Suessiales; Symbiodiniaceae
Source: the annotation of a GenBank genome assembly
AUGUCCCAGAGUGUUGUUUGUGCACUUGUCGUGCUUGUUCUUGCCUUCUUGCAGCUGCAGCUGGGCGAAGCUUUCAUGGAUGCGUUCAUGUGGGAUGCUGGCUGGAGAUUGGAGCGAGUUGGCGUUUUACUCAACAGCACGCAGGAGGCAGAGCAAAGAGGCAGGACUGCUGCUUGUGGCCGAUGCUUGCAGCUGCUCGGUGCCGGCAAGGCCUGGGAGCGAAGGCGCGGAACCUCUACGAACGGCAACAGCCCCGUGGCUGCAAGACAGGCCAGCAGGGUGCCUGGUGCUGCAAGCGCAACACAAAAGAGCUCAGCUGCUCCUCUUUCAGAGAGCAACGCCAAGGCCCGUUUGCUGGUGUAG